Molecule: messenger RNA, 951 nt
Organism: Loxodonta africana (African savanna elephant)
Lineage: Eukaryota; Metazoa; Chordata; Mammalia; Proboscidea; Elephantidae
Product: olfactory receptor 6M1-like
Exons: 1
Coding region: 1-951 (316 amino acids)
Biological process (GO): G protein-coupled receptor signaling pathway
Cellular component (GO): membrane
Molecular function (GO): G protein-coupled receptor activity; olfactory receptor activity
Source: RefSeq, a predicted model, not a curated record
AUGGGGAAUUGGACUUUGGUGACCGAGUUUAUUCUUGUGGGGAUACCAACCACCAGAAAGCUAGGGGGACUUCUGUUCUUGAUUUUUUUACUGGCCUAUUUGAUGACUGUCCUUGGAAACACCCUCAUCAUUACCCUGAUCAUUGUGGACUACAGGCUCCAAUCACCCAUGUAUUUCUUCCUCAGUAAUUUCUCUUUCAGCGAAAUAUUAACCACAACCUCUGCUGUUCCCAAGAUGCUGUCAGCAUUCCUGUCAGAGAAGAAGAGUAUCUCAUUUGGUGGGUGCUCUGCACAGUCCUAUUUCUACUUCCUCUCUGGAUGCACUGAGUUCAUCCUUUUUGCUGUCAUGUCCUAUGACCGCUAUGUGGCCAUUUGCAGCCCCCUUCAGUAUCCAGUGAUUAUGACCAGCUCACUCUGUGUCCGUCUUGUCAUUCUUUCCUGGGUAGGUGGCUUUCUUCUCAUCCUGCCAUCUACCGUCCUUAAGGCAGGAUUGCCAUACUGUGGCCCCAAUGUUAUUGAUCACUUUUUCUGUGACAGUGGCCCUCUCCUCCACUUGGCCUGUGCUGACAUCCGUGUCAUUGAGCUAUUGGACUUCCUCAGCUCCCUUGUCCUGCUUGUCAGCUCCCUUUCCCUCACAAUGGUCUCCUAUGUGUACAUAAUCUCCACCAUUCUGAAGAUACCUUCAGGUCAAGGUCAACGCAAAGCCUUUGCCACUUGUGCCUCUCACUUCACUGUGGUGUGCAUGGGCUAUGGGAUCUCCAUCUUUGUCUAUGUCCACCCCUCACAGAAGAGCAGCCUGCGCCUCAACAAGAUUCUCUUUAUUCUCUCCAGUGUCAUCACACCUCUUCUGAAUCCCUUCAUCUUUAGUCUACGGAAUGAAACCAUGAAAGAUGCACUGAAGGACACCUUGGCCAAGGGUGGGGACUUUCUCAAGGGGCUGAGGUCCAUAUGA